This is a messenger RNA of Cydia splendana, 1614 nucleotides long. RefSeq names its product pancreatic lipase-related protein 3. The transcript has 8 exons. Lineage: Eukaryota; Metazoa; Arthropoda; Insecta; Lepidoptera; Tortricidae. The coding region runs from base 553 to 1539 and encodes 328 amino acids. Gene Ontology annotation, molecular function: lipase activity. The record is from RefSeq and is a predicted model, not a curated record. Gene Ontology annotation, biological process: lipid catabolic process.
AGGUUAUUAUUCUUUUGAUCUCCGCUGAAGGUAUCACGUCUUAGAUAAAAACGCUGAGAAAUAGGCUAUAAGAAUUGUCGUAAGCCAAGUAAUGUAACCGCUUGAAGGGUCUAUGCAUUAGCCAUUUCGGCAACGCAAUCGCUUCACGCCCAAAUUUCCAUCGAUUGAUAUUGUUACAUAGCUUGCGUCACCGUCGUUCGAGCACGCCGUGGUUAAGAUCAAAACCUAAUCAGUCGUUUAUUCAACUCCGCGUAGACAGUACAAAACAAAGUACCUUUGUCUUAGUGAAGAUUCAUAGUCAAGUUUAAGGUUAACCGCAAGGUUUAACCGGCAUCUGCAGUGACCCGUGAAAACCAAUAAGUCGGAAGCGAUUAAUAAAAAAAUUCUCGGAGAAGUUUUUUAACGAGUUCCGAAGCAUUGUGCCUCGUCUAUUGUGGCUAGGAUUCUGGGCUUCGGGCUCGUUACGCGAGAAAAUGCACCGCCGUGUUUCGAGAUGAAUUUUAAUGUUUUACGACUUCUCGCGGGCUGGGGCAGCGGCUGAAUAGCGGCAAUAUGUUGCUGAGCUCAUCCGCAUGUCGGUUGACGACCUUCUUCAUUGGUGUUACGGAGGUAUGUUUCAUGAGCGCGCCGGUGGGGCCGUGCUUCUAUUGCUGCCCCCACGAUGACGUGCAGGAUAUACAAUACAAACUGUUCACUAGAUCAAAUCCCACAACCUUCGAGCUGAUCUCAGGAGGCAACAGAGCGUCCCUCCGGCGGACUCGCUUCAACGUGUCCAACCCUACAAUUAUAUAUCUGAUGGGCUUCACUGAAGCCACUACUGGCCGGAGCACUACCACACUGCGCGAUGCAUACCUAUCUAGGGGAGAGUACAACUUCGUGGCGGUCGACUGGGCACGUCUCGUGGCGUUUCCGUGGUACAUAACGGCGGUCCGCAACACCCGCUACAUGGGGGCGCGCUUAGCGGAUUUCGUGCAGUUUUUGGAGCGCGCCGGAGUCCGUGCUUCUUCGUUACAUGUCAUCGGGUUUUCGCUUGGAGCCGAGGCAGCUGGCUUCGGCGGGAAGGAAUUGAGGAGGAGAGGGCUGUUGCUGGGCAGGAUUACUGGCUUGGAUCCCGCCUACCCCGGCUACGGUUUAACCAACAGCGACGGCCAUCUUGCAAGAGGCGAUGCGGCCUUCGUGGACGUGCUGCACACGAACCCCGGGGUCUUCGGCUUCCCCCGGCCCAUAGGCGACGUGGAUUUCUACCCCAACCCGGGGAGCUGGGUGCAGCCGGGCUGCUGGGUCGACCAGCUCAUCAGGAACAGGGAACUGGGGUUUAUGUACGGAUGCAGCCACAACCGAGCUUGGCGUCUGUAUGCAGAAUCAGUGUUAAACCCAGGAGGGUUUCCGGCGACGCUGUGCCGGAGGUGGAGAGGCUCAUCACGUCUAUGUAGCUUUAGAGUUGAUGGUUACAUGGGCUUUGGAGCGCGCCUACCCCUCAGCGGGAAAAUGUAUUUGGAGACCAAUGAGAGCCCUCCGUUUGCGAGAAACGGGCCAUAAGCUUCAAGAAACAGCAGCCCUGUGUCUUAGAAAAUAUUAUAACAUUCUAUAGAAGUAGUAGUCUAACAAUAAGGA